Molecule: messenger RNA, 963 nt
Organism: Alternaria burnsii
Lineage: Eukaryota; Fungi; Ascomycota; Dothideomycetes; Pleosporales; Pleosporaceae
Product: anamorsin family protein
Exons: 2
Coding region: 1-963 (320 amino acids)
Biological process (GO): iron-sulfur cluster assembly
Cellular component (GO): cytoplasm
Molecular function (GO): iron-sulfur cluster binding
Source: RefSeq, a predicted model, not a curated record
AUGGCCCCGCGAUGCCUUCUGAUCGGCACGCCGUCGAUUGCGGCGCACCCAGAGCGACUUGACCAAGUCUACGAAAUCCACGACCGCAAUUCGACCGACUUGCAAAUGCUUGAUCGCAUCGCUGCUGGUCUGGCCAAUCUCCCCGCCUCCACAUACGAUGUUGUCCUCCUCCUCGCCGACGCCGACGGUACCACGCGCGAAAGCCACAAACUAUUGGCACGCGAUGUCAUGAACAAAGUUGUCAGCGCAUUGAAGGUUGGAGGAGUACUCAAAAGUCAGGCGGGUCCAUUCCAAGGCGCAGAAAAGACUGAGGCUAUCCUGGCAGGGCUCACAGAGACCGCGAACGGCAUGACCAAGUCCGAGCAAGAGGAGCCUGUGUCGAUACCGCUGAAGCUUGGCAAGAAGGCAAACGGCACAAACGGCACAAACGGCACAAAUGGUGCGAACCAUACAGUCAACCCAGACGGUUCUGUCCAGCUCAACCUCAACCGCAAGCGCAACCAGCCUCAGGCUGAGCCCGUCAAGCCAGUCGGUGUAGGCUUUGUCGAUUUCAGUGAUGAUCUUGACGACCCAAUAAUCACAGGCGAAGACGAUGACCUAAUCGACGAGGACGACCUCAUUACAGAGGCAGAUCUGGCACGUCCAGUCAUUCAACCACUCGAAUGCCAGCCCAAACCCGGCAAGCGACGACGCGCCUGCAAAGACUGUACCUGCGGUAUGAAAGAGAAGAUUGAAGCCGAAGAUGCCGCUAAACGCUCCUCGGCCGAUAGAGCGCUCAACUCCCUAAAGUUGGACGCCGAUGACCUCGCCGAAGUGGACUUCACAGUGCAGGGAAAGGUUGGCAGUUGUGGAAACUGCGCACUGGGCGAUGCGUUCAGGUGCGACGGAUGCCCAUACAUUGGUCUCCCGGCGUUCAAGCCGGGUGAGGAGGUGCGAUUGCUUAACAACGAUAUUCAGUUGUAG